AUGUACAUAGCUAAGGAGGAAGCUAAAACGAGGGGGGAGGCAGCCUCAAGUGUGGCGGCAAGUGUGCCGUGGGCCCAAGUUGGCCUAAUUGUAUCUAUGCUUGAGCAAUACGAGUACAAGGAGAGUAUGGUGAUUACCAUACUGAGAAAUUUCAGGGCACAAGGGAAGCAGACGAACAGAUUCAAACCUUAUGAGCAAAGGCGAGGAAGCGGAUUUAGGGGAAGAGGGGGCAUAGGAAGAGGUGGCAUAGGAAGAGGUGGCGGCGUUGAUGGAGACAGGAGGAGGGAACAAGACGACAAAGAACAAGAACAAGUGGUGGCCAAAGAAACCCCCGGCGAAAAGGAUAAAGAAGCAGGGGAGAAAACACCAAUUGAGGAGGGAGAACUUGUAGAUGGGAAGGAGAUUGAUAUGGAUUUCAGCAUCAGGUUGACCAUGUUGAUCCCAUCUUCGGGCAGGGGUGGGUCCAGCAUCGAAUUCUGUAGAAUGAUGCGGGGCGUCGCUGCCCGAGUCCCAUGGAUUGACACACAAGAAGAUCCGGAAACUGUGGUCAACAUUCUGAGGCUACACCGAAAAGGUAGAAGCGGCCCAAGACCCGGGCGAGGAAGGAACAACAUGCGUUACAGAGGCAGGAGGGGCUCAGGCAAUCGGGGGUCGAGGGGACCACCUAGGAGACCCAGACGAUCACCAUCCAUCCCACCAACACCCCCACCACAACUACCUUCACUCCCACCAACACCCCCACCUCAACAACCACCACCAUCCCCACCUCAACAACAACCACCACCACACCCACCUCAACAACAACCACCACCACCCCCAACUCAACAACAACUACUUCAACAAACUUCCGCACUAGGCCUAUUACAACGACACCCGGUACUACCACAACACUCCUACCCUGGCAUAUUCCCUCCUCCCAAUUAUUUUAACCACCAAACCUCACUCCAAUACCUCAUUUCGCCUCCUACAAUUUCCCCAUUCUACCAUCCACAUUUUUUAAGUUUUCAACAUUCAAGUUUCCCGUCACCCAAUACAACCAAGAUCAACCCUCAACAAAUCCCUCAACAAAUCCCACAACAAAUCCCUCAACAAAUCCCUCAACAACUCCCACUACGCCACUACAUCAUUCUCCAGCAUCAGAACUUCACCCAUCGAGCCCCUGACGUGAUGCCUCGCCAGGGACAUCCCCCUCAACCCGCUCAACAUAAUGAGCCUGUCCCACCAGGAGUGUAG
Molecule: messenger RNA, 1233 nt
Organism: Macrosteles quadrilineatus (aster leafhopper)
Lineage: Eukaryota; Metazoa; Arthropoda; Insecta; Hemiptera; Cicadellidae
Product: histone-lysine N-methyltransferase SETD1A-like
Exons: 4
Coding region: 1-1233 (410 amino acids)
Source: RefSeq, a predicted model, not a curated record